Schistosoma rodhaini is the source of this 489-nucleotide messenger RNA. NCBI's taxonomy places the organism in Eukaryota, Metazoa, Platyhelminthes, Trematoda, Strigeidida, Schistosomatidae. The record is from the annotation of a GenBank genome assembly.
AUGGUACUACUUGGUGUGCAAAUUACUUGUGAACUUACGAAUUUAACUAAUCUAAGUCCUUCAUGUGACCAUUUUCGUUGGUAUUUAAAGGUAAAAUGCGGGAACUGUGGCGAAGAUACUCAUGAUUAUGUAUAUAUUAACGGUUUAGAAAAGACACCAAUCCAAGACAGUCGUGGGGAUGCGAAUUUAGUAAUCCGGUGCAAAUUUUGUAAACGAAUUUCAAAUGCGGAUAUCAUUCCUGGCAGCAUACUUCCAUACUCACUUGACGAUUCGGGUCAUUUCAAAACCAUUGCAAAGUUUGACUGUCGUGGUUUAGAAUUUACUGAAUUUUCUCCUCGUUCUGGUUGGUCUGCUUCAAGUGUCAAUUCCGAUGCGGUUUUUGAUGACAUUUCAUUAACAGAUGAGAUUUGGUGCGAUUAUGAUGAGAUAGGUAAAUGUGAAGUCAGCAUACAAAAUUUUCAAAGUCAAAUAAUUAAACUGAAAUGUUAA